AUGGUGCCUCGAGGAAAUAACACAGACGGUGAAGUGGCUCUUGAUAGGACGACGUUUGAACAAGCUCAUCAGCAACAUGAGAACAAGAAGCUCGUUAUUGGGUAUGCUUUGACUUCUAAGAAGAAGAAGAGUUUCUUGCAACCCAAGCUUGAAGUUCUUGCUAGGAAAAAAGGCAUUUCCUUUGUGUCCAUUGACCAGGACAAGCCACUCUCUGAACAAGGGCCAUUUGAUGUCGUUUUGCAUAAGUUGCUGGGAAAUGCGUGGCACGAGGUUAUCGAGGAUUACCAGCAAAAACAUCCAGAAGUGACUGUACUUGAUCCUCCAGGUGCAAUCCAGCGUAUAUAUAAUCGACAAUCAAUGCUCCAGGGUAUUGCAGAUUUAAAUCUUGCAGAUUGUGAUGGCAUAGUAUGUGUCCCGAAACAAAUGGUUGUCUUAAAAGAUACAACAUCUAGCGCUGACGAAGUUGCAGAAGCCGGUCUAAAAUUUCCACUAGUUGCAAAGCCACUUUUAGUCGAUGGAACUGCAAAGUCUCAUCAGUUGUUCUUAGCCUAUGACCGUCUCUCGCUUGCAGAACUUGAACCCCCUUUGGUUCUUCAAGAAUUUGUAAAUCAUGGUGGAGUUCUCUUCAAGGUUUUUGUUGUUGGUGAUGUGAUAAGGGUGGUCCGACGGUUUUCUCUACCCAAUGUAAGCAAUUGUGAAAAGGCCAAAGUUGCCGGUGUAUUUCAAUUCCCAAGGGUAUCAUCUGCUGCAGCUUCAGUAGACAAAACAGACUUGGACCCUCGUGUUGCUGAGCUACCUCCAAAGCCUUUACUCGAGGGGCUUGUGAGAGAAUUACGAAACCGUUUGGGACUCCGGCUGUUCAACAUAGACAUGAUCAGAGAACAUGGGAGCAGCGAUGUGUUUUACGUCAUUGACAUCAACUAUUUUCCUGGCAAAUUUGUGAUUCAAUUGGCAGGGUAUGGAAAGAUGCCAGAUUACGAGCAGGUAUUCAUUGAUUUCUUCCUGAGUCUAGCGCAAGCGAAGCAUAGUAAGAGAGAGUGUAUCAAAAGUGGAAUAGAAAUGUGA
This is a messenger RNA of Arabis nemorensis, 1065 nucleotides long. The record is from the annotation of a GenBank genome assembly. Lineage: Eukaryota; Viridiplantae; Streptophyta; Magnoliopsida; Brassicales; Brassicaceae.